CUUGGGCCGAUGGCCGAGCACGAGUCGCGCUCGCUCCUCCACGGAUGCGAUGGCGAGACUGGCGAGUCGGAGGACCUCCUGAUUCUCCCCGCCUCGACGGGCUCCCGCUGGCUGCGCGGUAUUCGAUGUCCUGGCGGCCACGCAGGGUGCACCAGGCGGCGGCCAUCUGCGCCGCCCUGGCCGCCUGCGGGGCCGCCGUGUCCAUGGCCUCGCGCCAGCACGGUGCCCGCCUCGCGAGGACCGGGCCCGGAGGCGUCGGCGACCUGACGCAGCUGCAGGAGAGCGGCGACGGCCAGGCGUGCCACACCGCCAUCCCCGGGGAGGAGUGCUACCAGAACAUCGCCUGGCACAGCACGGACGGACAUUGA
Prorocentrum cordatum is the source of this 368-nucleotide messenger RNA. The record is from the annotation of a GenBank genome assembly. NCBI's taxonomy places the organism in Eukaryota, Dinophyceae, Prorocentrales, Prorocentraceae.